CAUUGAGCGUAACGUCAGUGUGUGCGUGAUGUAGUGCUACGGUAGGGAAAAAAGGCUACGAGGAAGGUAUAUUGCGGUGCGUGGUAGAGAAGGCAGAAGCACAGGAAGAGAUGCAAAGAUUGAUCGGCCAUUUUCCAUCAGCAUCAAAGCAUCUUUUUCCACGAGUGAAGUAUGAUUUGAAUUGGGAAAGCAUUAGUUACUUCUAGAUCCCCGGUCGUGCGUGCAUGGAGUGGUGUUGAAAAGAAAGUGAGGUGGAAAAGUGCAAUUAGCUUAGAAAAAAUCAAAACCUUCUAUAAAAGCGGCUUGCCAUACGCACGGGAUCAGAGAAAUGAGUGCUGUUGAUGAAAGAACGAUUUACGCAAAGCUCGAGGCGAUGAAAGACAUUCGCUCAAAAACACUGCAGCUCGAAAAGCUGAAGCUGAAAAUUAUCCGCGAGGUCGAGAAUGGAGAUGCGGAAGAAAAAUGUCUGUCCGAGUAUCGGCGCGAGCUGGAGCUGCUCAUGCAGGAAAAGAUGAGCCAUGUGGAGGAGCUUCGCCAGAUUCAUGCCGAUAUCAAUGCUAUGGAAACCGUCAUCAAGCAGGCGGAGGAAAAUCGUAUCCGGUCCAUUAAUAUGGCGAAUCGAAUCCAUGAAGAAUACGUGCCACUGAAAACCGAGGUAGAUUCUAUGCGUCGUGAUUAUUUGGGUCUCGAAAGACUGCCGGAACUGCACGAAGAGGAAGGAACUACCAUUUCCCCAGACCGUUUCCAGAACUAUUACGCCACCAACAAACCAAUGUCAACGCCUUCCGCUACAUUCUCCCGGCCGCCGUUAUCCGCCCAUCAUCCGCUUCCACCCGAUGCGCCCGCCACAUCUCUGCCACCCUCGGCGCCGCCCGGCUUUCUUCCACCACCGCCGGUCGCGAUGCGCAUCAACAAACCACCGGAACUGCCCACGAACCGACUGCAACAGGCACCGUCUACGAUUGGCAUCGGUCAUCCGACAUUCAGGUCUGAUUUCAAUGUGAAUUUAAGCAGACAGCAGCCGCCUCCGAUGAAGUCGUGUCUUUCGUGCCAUCAGCAAAUCCAUCGCAAUGCACCGAUCUGUCCGCUUUGCAAAGCUAAAAGCCGUUCGCGUAACCCUAAGAAACCGAAAAAGAAGGACCAUUAACUGGGCACGCCGGAGGGAAACCUCUUCCAGAGCUACAUCAUCUUCCGACACUCGAUGUAUAAGUAUUUACUGCAAGUUAUGGUUUCGUUUCGUACGGUACGUGUGCAGCCUGCUAACUAUUGCCCCGGCAUAGGUUUGUAAGAAUAUUUUGCAUUUUUUCGUAGAAUGAUAAGAAAAAACAGGUAUGAUUACAUACCAUUUUAUGUAGGCAAGUAUAGAGAGUUUAGUGAUUUUGUGACACCGAUUGGCCACAAAAUCGAAAUCUCAAUCAUUUUAAAAAGUAAAGUCGUAGCAUUAAGUUUCAAUUAUCAGAGAAAAAAAAUUCGCUAAUAAAUAAUUUUCUUCAUCGUAAACAAA
Messenger RNA from Anopheles stephensi (Asian malaria mosquito), 1504 nucleotides. Its product is annotated as zinc finger C4H2 domain-containing protein. Lineage: Eukaryota; Metazoa; Arthropoda; Insecta; Diptera; Culicidae. Gene Ontology annotation, cellular component: nucleus. The transcript has 5 exons. Gene Ontology annotation, biological process: positive regulation of neuron differentiation. The record is from RefSeq and is a predicted model, not a curated record. The coding region runs from base 329 to 1147 and encodes 272 amino acids.